Beta vulgaris subsp. vulgaris (sugar beet) is the source of this 3042-nucleotide messenger RNA. Its product is annotated as probable membrane-associated kinase regulator 6. The transcript is spliced from 2 exons. NCBI's taxonomy places the organism in Eukaryota, Viridiplantae, Streptophyta, Magnoliopsida, Caryophyllales, Amaranthaceae. The coding region runs from base 2038 to 2649 and encodes 203 amino acids. The record is from RefSeq and is a predicted model, not a curated record.
AACUCUAAAUUAUCGUAUGUCAUUACUUUCUUGAUCUCACAUCCUACCUACCCGUUUUAACCGUCAAGCCACUCAUCUAAUUUAGAAUAAGAAUGAAGUCACCAGGUUGCUUUUCUUUCCUUUUUAUUUCUGGUGGAACCUGGGUGCUGUUUUACAUUUUAGUUUUAUCAGAAAUUGCUUCAUUCAACUCGUUAAUCAGGUUGCAAUUAAAGCCUUCAUUAGGGCUAUCCAUAAUGUAAUUUGAAAAUAGUUUAUUUGAAUGAAGUAUUUGAUGUAUUUUUCAUCUGUAACUUUUUAUGUAAUAUGAUUAAUGGGAGCAUCAUGAGGUGUAUUCGUUUCGAGUCACUUUCUGCUACUGGUCCUCCUUAAAAAUCAUGGCUAGUUGGCUACUAUUCCUUUCUUUACUAGACAAGUAGGGAACCCCUGUCUACUGAUUUUGCUGUUCUAGGUUGUCUUUUGUGAUAGAAGUUUGCUUUCAUUUACUAUCAUCUGUGUAAAACUGAGAGUGUAAGAGUACGGCCAUAGGGAUUAAACUUGUAAGGAGAAUUAUCCUGUGGAUUAAAUCUUAAGAAGAAAACAGCUCCACUCAAGCAGCCUUGUGGAUGUGAAAAUCUGAGCUCUGUUUACCAAGAGAAUAUUUGAUAUUUCUUCCCUCUCAUUGUCAGAUUAUCUGUACAGCUUUGCCUGUAAACAUACGAUAAACUGCCAAUUCAUGAUAAUGUCUUGGUCACAAUAUUUUUGUUUGUCGUCCGUACUCGCUUGUAGUAGUUUCUUCAGGCAAUUGAUUGUACACAAGGACAGCAGUAAGAACAACAAUCUAGUAUAGAUUGAGGGUGAAGUUUAGGGGAGGGUCAAUUAUGCAGCAAGUAAAUAAACUGCUUUCCUGAAGACCAGAAUAGAUUGUGGGGAGCACAAGAUAUGGUUUUGAAUUUCAUAUGCUCUUUAGAUUACCUAACCCACCUCUAUGGUUGUCUUCUUGUCAAAAAUAAUUACUGUAUUUAGUAUGUUAUUCUCUGUUUUUCUUCUUCUUCUUUUCCAUCAUUUUGACUUCUACGUUAUUCAUAUUAUAGCUUUGUCCGUAAAGUUUUUGACUAAUGUUAUAAAAGCAACUAUUAGUAAAUAAAAGUAAUUAGUGAUAUUAAUGGUAAAACUUGUGCGAUAGCAAGCGUAAAAUCAUAUAGAUGCAAUAGGAUGAAAAAACAGUGAAAGUAUUAAUUUCAAUAAUUGUUUUAAUUUUCUUGCUCUUAAAUAGGAAUGCCUGCGUAAUACUUCUAUAUAAAAAAUUUGUUUUAUAUUCUUUGCUUUUAAGCUUUAAUGGUUGGUGAUGACUGAUACUAAAUUUGAUAACUGUUCAAUAUUUUGAAUUGUAGCAAUACCUUUAUCCCUUUGUAUGCCAACAUUUAGACUGCUUCCUUCUUAAAUAUUCUACCUAGAACACCACUACUUGCAGGACAUUUUAUGCUGUCGUCCAAAUUCAAAGUUCUGACGCAGCAAUUGGGUUUUUUAGUGUAAGAUUAUGAAAUCAUUCUCUCUAAACUGUCUUAUUUUUCCAUUACAAAUGAUAUUAGGGUACUUGAGCUAUGAUUAUAACAAAACAAAAGCAGGUGAGUUUAAGAUCAACUAUUUUGUCCAAAUCGAACAGAAUGUUGCCCUUUAGGAAAAGUCAAAAGCAUAAGACUAAAGCCAGUGCUUUUAAAAUCUUCUUCUGGGUGAAAAAAGGAGUUUAAAGUGUCAUCUGUAGCAUGCAUGAACCUCUUUCCAUAUUCCCCUAACACUCUUAUAGUACAUUUUUUCUAGGUUAAGGUUAUGAUUAGGACCUUAAAGUUGGUUGUCUGAUGCAUGAACUUAGGACAAAUAUUCAGGCUUUUUGACAAGUACAUUGCAAUUAGUAUCUUAAUUACCGAACUAAUUAUAAUUUUCAUUUAACCUUUGAUUGUUUAGCAGAGUUCUAUAGCAAACGUGACAGAACUGAAUAUAGUUAAAAAAAAAAGUGACCCAUGAACUAUAGAUGCUGAAGGGGUUACAUACUUACAUUACAUGUAUUAUGGGUGCAUGUGGGGUUGCUAUAUUCUGUUCUUUUCCCUUUUCCUUUUCAAAUCAUUAAAUAAGAUUGUCUCUUUUCUUACCACACUCAUAAAUUAUUGUAUGUUCUCGUUAUUAGGUGUGGGUAUAUAUAUAUGUGUCCUAGAUGCAUUGAGGAGCAUGCAGAAGUCAGAGCAAUCCACAGAUGCCAUUGUACAUGCUGAUGAGCUCUUUUGUGAUGGCCUCCUCAUGCCUCUUGUUAACUUAUCAAGGACUAAAGAUUAUAGUGAUUCAAGUCCUUGUGCUUCUCCUUUGUCAGAUUUUCAGAACAGAAUCGCUGUUUCAGGUGAUCGUAAGCUCCGUUGUUCUUCCUUGAGAAGGUGUAGGAGCUUAUUAUCUCGGAAAAUGUUUGAAAAAUACUUGUAUUCUUUGUUCCCGUUAUUGGGUAAAAUGAGAUGCUGCAGAUCAAAGUCUAAAGCUAGAUCUGCUGAUAACAGAUCAUAUUCUCCACAAGCAUCACCUCGAACGAGUGUAGGUUCCUUCCCUGGUGACUUGAGGCGGUCGUGUGAUUCUGAGAGCUCAAUUCAUGAGGCAGUUCUUCAUUGUAAAAGAUCUAUUGGUAUGUAAUUAUAUAGUACCCUUCUGUAUUCAGCUAGUUCUGUACAUAAGAGAAGGAACCAUAAUAGAAAGCCAUGAUGAUAUAUUGAUAGGAACAAGUACCAUAUAUUGUGAGAUUUACAUUUUUGCAGAGAGAAGGAAUGAGAGGUGCAGAGAUGUUUGUGUCUCUUUUUUGCUCUCAUCUCAUCCAUGUACUUUCCCUUUUCUUGCUUACAUUAUGGUGCAACUAAAUUUAGUGGUCCUGCUUUUGGACUAGAAGAUUAAAGGAUAUAUUCAUGUAUUAAGAAUUUUCUUUAAUCUUCCUUUUCUCCCUUCUGUGAUUUCGACGAAAGAAUAGAAAUGCACAUUUGAUUAUACGUGUUAUACUAUAUGAUCUAUACAUCAACGUGUUAUACUGUAUCA